This is a messenger RNA of Capsaspora owczarzaki ATCC 30864, 1248 nucleotides long. RefSeq lists its product as hypothetical. Gene Ontology annotation, biological process: deadenylation-independent decapping of nuclear-transcribed mRNA; positive regulation of catalytic activity; deadenylation-dependent decapping of nuclear-transcribed mRNA. Gene Ontology annotation, cellular component: P-body. The coding region runs from base 1 to 1248 and encodes 415 amino acids. Gene Ontology annotation, molecular function: enzyme activator activity; mRNA binding. The transcript is spliced from 8 exons. The record is from RefSeq and is a predicted model, not a curated record. NCBI's taxonomy places the organism in Eukaryota, Filasterea, Ministeriida, Capsasporidae.
AUGGCUGCCCUGUCAACGCCGAUCAGUGGCCUGGCAAUGACGCUGUCCGUGCUCCAGCGCCGCGACAACACCAUCACCCGCGUUGUGGACAAGGCGACCUCUGCGACGCUCUACGAGUUUGACCAGGCCACCAAGCAAUGGGCUGCCACAAGCGACGUGACCGAAUACGUCACUCCAGACGUCCAAUUCCAACAGGCGGCAGGUGCAAUCUAUGGUAUUUGGUUUUACUCUCCGGAAGAGCGUGAGCGGAUUGGCAACUUGUUGAUGAGCCAAAACUCUGCUCAAAGGGCCCCCGCGCAAGCACCAGCAGCUCAUCCAUACCACCCAGGCCAACAGAAUGGCGGUGGCGCACCAACAAUGAACGGGCCGCCGAUGGUGCAAGGCUUUGGUGCAAAUCCCUACCCGAUGGCAUACGUGCCUCAAAAUACGAUGGGCAUGAUGCACGGUCACUUUGCUGCGCCUGGAAUGAUGCCACAACCAGGCGUUCCCUACCACGGGCCCGCUCCUGGAGUCGCUCUAGUUGCGCCGAUUCCGUCUGGCGGUCAUACAGCAGCACCUCCGGCUGGUACCAAAGUAGAUGUGAUGGAAAUGAUGAAAAAGGCAGCGCAAGACCAUCAACAACGAGUUGCUAGCGGUGCCCAGUCGACAUUUGCAGGAGCCAAUCCAGCGGCUGCUCUGCCACACCCUGCCUCACCGGCUCAGCCUCGACCUCCUGGGCCGAUUCCUCAGCAACAACUUCAGUCUCACUCUUCUUUCGAAGAUCCAGCAAUCCUCCAGGCAUCGUCUGCCAAGCCUUCCGCCGCCGACAAGACCUCAGUUCAGCGACAGCUCUUCCCUUCAGAUAACUCGGCUGCUGCAAGUGGCAUCUUGCCGACACCUAUCAACGGCGUGAACAAUAGCAUCUCUGAAACCGAUGCGAACAGCGACCCCGCCGAUCUGCUUGGCACCAUUCUUGGCCGCGCUUUGAAAACUCUCACUACGGCAGAAGCCCCCAACCCCGCCGAGGAUGUGCUGCUCUCCCCGCUCGACUUGCAAGCUGCCGCUCGCCGAAACUCUGCCGAGGCUGCGGGCGCUCCAUUCCGUUCCAAAAAGCCGCUGACCAAGGACGAGCUUCGCCAAAUUCUCAUCUCCAAACUGACUACCGACGACACGUUCGUCAACAAUCUGUUCCGCGACUACACCCGUCGAUGGAAACAGCAACAUUCCCAGCAACAAGCGCCGUUGACUCGUCCUCUUUUGCCGCAGUGA